Messenger RNA from Menidia menidia (Atlantic silverside), 936 nucleotides. Lineage: Eukaryota; Metazoa; Chordata; Actinopteri; Atheriniformes; Atherinopsidae. The record is from the annotation of a GenBank genome assembly.
CUGGACACGAUAGUUUCCCACCGGGGAGCUGCUCCUCUGGGGCCGAGUCCCCGAGAAAGGCGUGGCUGGCUCUACCGCAGACGAUCCCCCCUGCGCCUCACCAGAUCACCGUCCAGAGGAGCUCCUCCGCCGGCUGCAAAGCGCCGGCUGACCGGUCCGACCCGGGCUGACCGGUGGAAGAUGGACGUGCAGAAGCAGGUGGUCAGCAGGCUGCGGGCAGCGUUCCAGGCCGGCGUCACUGCGCCGGAGGAGUUUCGGCGGGCACAGCUGACCCAGCUGGGGUCUAUGAUCCGAGACAACGAGGAGCAGAUUGUGGCGGCGCUGCACAGAGACCUGGGAAAGCCCAAGUUUGAGGCCAUCCUCUCUGAGGUGGACAUAGUGAUGAACGAGCUGCACCACGCCAUCUCCAACAUGUCGGGCUGGAUGCAGCCGGAGUACGUGCCCAAAAACCUGGCAACAAAGCUGGAUGACUGUUUUGUCCAGAGGGAACCUUUAGGGGUGGUUCUGAUCAUUGGGCCGUGGAAUUACCCUCUGCAGCUUCUCAUUGCCCCCAUGGUUGGAGCCAUCGCUGCAGGAAACUGUGUGGUCCUCAAGCCCUCAGAGAUCAGCUCUGCCACAGACAGUCUAGUGGCCGAUCUCAUCCCCAAGUAUCUGUCUCAGGUAAGCUGUGCCCGGUGGCAGAGACUAAGAGCAGGAGCCUCUCCCCCAGGAGAGAGGCUGGAGCUCAGCAACAGGCUAGUCCUGCCUCCACAGGACUGCUACGCAGUGGUCCGAGGAGGAGCAGAGGAGACCAAGGCCCUCCUGCAGAAUCGCUUUGACCACAUCUUCUACACAGGUAGGAGCCUGGGCCUGAUCCUGAUCCUGAUCCCGGAUCUGGGCCUCAUCUUCGAUCUGGGCCUGGAUCUGGGUCCGGGUCUGAUCUCGAUCCUGGGCCGU